AAGAAGAAGGAGUUUGUCCACAUUAUGAUUAUAAAAAAGAAGUAGUUAAGCUUAAUAAUCGUUAUAAUAAACAAAUUGAAGAUAUUACUUUUCGAUUACUCGAAGAUCAAAAAGAAGAAAGACGAAAGGAAAGAGAAACUUUAGAAAAAGAAAGACAAAAAGAAAGAGAAACUUUAGAAAAAGAAAGACAAAAAGAAAGAGAACCCUUAGAAAAGAAAGAAAAAUAUGAAAGAGAAGAGAGAGAAAAAGAACGAGAAGAGAGAGAGAAAGGAACUGCGGAUCUAGAGAAUGUAGAUCCUACACCGCGGCACCAGGGACCCGGGACAUUAUAUGACGUACUUAACGGAGCAUGA
Molecule: messenger RNA, 353 nt
Organism: Ambispora leptoticha
Lineage: Eukaryota; Fungi; Glomeromycota; Glomeromycetes; Archaeosporales; Ambisporaceae
Source: the annotation of a GenBank genome assembly